Molecule: messenger RNA, 1296 nt
Organism: Sphenostylis stenocarpa
Lineage: Eukaryota; Viridiplantae; Streptophyta; Magnoliopsida; Fabales; Fabaceae
Source: the annotation of a GenBank genome assembly
AUGGCGAAUGAAGCAAGUAGCAGUAGCACUAACCCGAACAGAACGCUCUGUACGGAAAGAUAUGAACUUGGUCGGGUCUUGGGUAAAGGAAACUCCUCCGUCGUGAAGCUUGCACGUAACACUACCACCGGAGAUUUUGUGGCCAUCAAAAUUUUCAACAAAGAACAGCUUCUCGAAGGCAAGAAAGAAGCUCACAGGAGAAUAAUAAAAAAUGCUAUUAAACAAGAAAUAUCAAUACUGGGAAUGGUUAAACACCCAAAUGUGGUGCGUGUGAUUGAGGUGAUGGCUACCAAGAAAAAGAUAUAUAUUGUAAUGGAACAUGUUGAUGGGGAACUGUUUGAUAAAAUUAAUAAGACGAGUCUCUGUGGAAUGAAAGAACGCGAAGCAAACAAAUAUUUCCACCAGCUUAUAUGUGCUUUGGAUUACUGUCACAGCAAAGGUGUUACCCAUGGCGACAUAAAGGAAAGUGAACCGGAGAAUGUGUUGGUGGGUGAUGAUGGAGUGAUUAAAUUAUCAGAUUUUGGAUUGAGUGCUCUCCCCAAACAAGCUGAUGUGAAUGGGUUUCUUUACUGUACAUAUGGUACGCCAAAAUAUACCGCUCCAGAGGCAACAAAAUUUUACGGCUAUGAGGGUCGAAAGGCUGAUAUUUGGGCAUGCGGUGUCACUCUUUUCUUUAUGGUUGCUGGUUAUUUGCCCUUCACCGAUGCUGACGAGAAUUUAAAGAGACUGGUUCGGAAAAUGCUUGAUCCCAAUCCUCAUACACGGAUCACAAUUGAUCAGAUGUAUCAGGAUGAAUGGUUCAUGAAGUUUUAUCAACCACUAAGAUUUCCACUGGAAAGUGUUGGUUUUGAUUAUGAUUCACUAGUUCUUCCAGCCAAGGAGGGAGAAACAGGGUCUUCAUCACAACCACCGGCCACGAAUGCGCUUGCGAUGUGUUCUACCUAUCUCGGCUUCAACCUUGUAAGAAAUCUUUUGAACAAGGUACACGUUAAAUGCGAAACUAUAUUCAUAUCCCAACAUCCCAUUGAUGAUAUAAUAGAGCAAAUUGAGGUUACAGCAAAGAGUUUAGGAUUUAAAGUUCGGAAGAGAAGCUUUCAGAUGAAUAUCACUCUGAGAGAGGAACUAGCUAGACGCCAUGGUCACCAAUCUAUAGUCACUAAGAUCUAUGAGAUGGUCCCUCAUUCUUACAUGGUUGAGGUUCGUAAGGUUUCAGGAGAUAAUCUAAAAUUCCAUGAGUUCUACAAGAAAGUGAGUGAAGGGCAUAUCAUUUUGAAAGCAGAACCUAUAGAGACAUAA